AUGGCCAACGCACUUAACGAAGCCACCAACACUCCUCCUGCACAAGCCGUCGAGCGUAGCAAAGAAGAGCGCCUCGAAGAUGCUCGCAAAGCCGGCUGGUGCGCGCCUCAACCAUUCAACUACGAUGCCGCAGCACCUGCUACGGGUGCAAAUGGUGCAACCGGUGGUGAGGGCGAGAAUGAUGAGAACGCUUACAAGUCUACUAGUUGGGCCCACGACGCACAGAAGUACGAGUGGCAGGAAGACUUUGGUGAUGUAGGCCCAAGACAUGAAGACCUUGAGAAAGAGUUGUUUCGUGGAGAAUACAUCAAUCGGGCAGGUGAUAAAUUCAAGAAUCUCACCACAGUCAAAAUCAUUGUUGAAUCGGAAACUCGCGUCGAGCCGAUCAAGAGCUUCAAGAACACCGGUCUUCAUCCCGUCAUCGAGGAAAACAUCGACCUCUGCGGCUACGAGCAUCCGACUCCGAUCCAGGCUUACACUAUACCAGCCGUUCUGAAGGGUCAUGACAUGAUUGGCGUUGCACAGACUGGAUCUGGCAAGACGGCUGCUUUCCUCGUUCCAUGCAUCUCCAAGCUGAUGGGCAAGGUCAAGAAGCUUGCAGCCCCUCGUCCAAAUAUUGCUGUAGGCUUUGAUCCUUCUCGCGAGGGCGUUCGGGCGGAGCCGUUGAUUCUCAUUGUUGCCCCAACCCGCGAGCUCUGCUGUCAGAUCUUUGAUGAAGCACGUCGCCUUUGCUACCGAUCCAUGCUACGACCCUGUGUGGCAUAUGGCGGCGCUCCUGCGAGAGAUCAAGUCAGUCAGCUUGCUCGUGGUUGUGACCUCCUCGUCGCCACACCUGGUCGGUUGCUCGACUUCAUGAGUCGACCCAAUGUUCUGUCUUUAGCUCGCGUCAGAUACACAAUCAUCGACGAAGCCGAUGAGAUGUUGCACGACGACUGGGAGCAGGAGAUGUUGAAGAUCAUGUCUGGUGGUGAUGCGAAUACCGACGGUGAUCAUCGCUAUCUCCUGUUCUCAGCCACCUUCCCGAAGCGUCUCCAGAAACUGGCUGCGAAGUUCCUCGCUAAAGAUCAUGUUCAUGUCAGCAUCGGCCGUACUGGCUCUGUUCAUAUCAACGUCAAGCAGAAUAUCAUGUGGACCGACCAAGACAAGAAGAUGAGAGCUCUCUACGAUUUGCUCAUCUCGAUGCCCCCAUCUCGCACUCUGAUCUUUGUCCGAUCCAAGAAGACUGCCGACUUUGUGGACGAUUAUCUGUUCAACAUGGGUUUGCCGACCACUUCCAUCCACUCCGACCGCACCCAGUUCGAACGAGAAGAUGCCCUGCGAGCCUUCAAGUCUGGCAAGUCUCCCAUCCUCGUUGCCACUGGAGUUUCCGGUCGCGGUCUUGACAUCCGCAAUGUGAUGCAUGUCAUCAACUUCGACCUCCCGUCGGCUGAGCACGAUGGUCGCAAUGAAUACGUUCAUCGCAUUGGCCGCACUGCACGCAUUGGAAAUGAGGGGCUUGCAACUUCUUUCUACAAUGAGAAGGACGAAGGCUUGGGCCCUUUUCUGACCAAGAUUCUCAUUGAAUGCGGGCAGGAAGUCCCGGACUUCUUGCAGCAAUUCAAACCCGAGGGUGGUGUUCUCAACUUCGAGGAGGAAGAAGAACCCGACAUGGAUGCGGCAGACGCGGGAAAUGGAGCUGAGGGCGGCGCCUGGGGUGCGGGAGACGAUAAUGCUGAGGCUGCAUGGGGUUCGGGCGGUGAGACCAACGUCGCUGCAGCUCCCCCAGCGGAGGAGGGCUGGGGCGCCAGCAAUGACAGUGUUCCUGCUGCGUCCAACGCCUAG
This is a messenger RNA of Capronia epimyces CBS 606.96, 1821 nucleotides long. RefSeq lists its product as uncharacterized. Bases 1 to 1821 code for a protein of 606 amino acids. The transcript has 10 exons. Gene Ontology annotation, molecular function: RNA binding; RNA helicase activity; ATP binding. The record is from RefSeq and is a predicted model, not a curated record. Lineage: Eukaryota; Fungi; Ascomycota; Eurotiomycetes; Chaetothyriales; Herpotrichiellaceae. Gene Ontology annotation, cellular component: nucleus.